UUCUUUCUCCCAAAGAAAAGAAUGUAAGGUUGCUGAGAUCACUCCCAACUGAGUGGUACACCAAAGCCACAGCCAUGGAAGAAGGAAGAAACCUGGAAAACUACACUGUUCAAGGUCUCCUUGAUGAACUCAGAACCUAUGAGCACGAGCUGAAAAAGAAGAAGGAAGAACAAGUCACUCCCUUCCCCACGGCAUUGAUGACAACUUCAAGAAUUCCAUCAAGUGAAGGGACAUGCACAAGAAACUGUGACACACCUUCCUCUAGCCAGCCGUCAAGCUCAAAAAUGGAGAACUACGAAGAGGAUUUUGCCAUGAUGGUCAAACAAUUCCGGAAGUUCAAGAAGUUCUUCAAGAAGGCUGAUUCAAUCAGAAGGCCAUCCAAGGGAAAGCCACAGGUAAGUGACUCCCCUCCUGAAUCUUAUUUAUGUUAUAACUGCAUGAAGCCUGGCCACUGGAAGUCAGCAUGCCCGUACCCAAAAGUGGAGAAGUACGGAGAAAGAGAAAGGAUCGAGAAGAAAAAGAAAGCAAUGGUUGCUGCUGAAAGUGACGAGUCAUCCAGCUCAAGCUCGGAUGAAGAAGCCCUCGUUUGCAUGGAGCGCAGAGUUGAGAAGUCCAACCAUGAGGAUAGGUGGACUAUGUCAGAAGAUGACACUCUCUGCCUAAUGGCGAAAGAUGAUGCUGAUCAAGAGGAAGCCGCUAAGUACCCAGGUGUCUGGUACUUAGACAGUGGCUGUUCAAGACACAUGACGGGUGAUGCGAGCCUUUUGAGCAAUCUAAUUCCCUAUGAUGGUCCAAGAGUUACUUUUGGAGGAAGCAAUGAUUUCGGCCUCACUAAAGGUUUUGUGAAAAAAGGUUACUCCUUGGAAUUCUGCAAGAAUAUGGCAUCUCUCAAGAACAUCUCCACAAAUGAAGUCAUUCUCACUGGGAAGAGAAUCAGAAACAUCUAUGAAGUAAUAUGGAGCGAUGUCAAGGAAGCAUGUCUAAUCAGCAAAGACAAGGAUGAAGAAGUCAAUGAAGGAGAUAGAAUAAAGCCCACGGAGUUCAUUCCAUUCAAAAGUCUGCCUCUGAGGACUUCACAAAGAAAUCCGGAUUUAGACAGUGCUAAGCCCUCUGGAAAUUUUGGCCAGCCUUCCAAUAUUCCGGAUCUCUCAAACGGCGAUAAUUCCGGAAAUAGCGACCCAGUGCGAAUCCAUCCGGAAACACCAACAACUUCUGUUCUUCAACCAGAAGCUGGACUAAAUCAACCAGUCAAUCCCAAUCAACACAAUCUUCGUUGGUUAAGGAAUCCUCCUCCUCAACAGAUCAUCGGAGAUAUUCAAUCUGGUACAAAAGUGAAGCUUUCGCAAAAGAAAUUGGGAGAAAAGCUUCGCCUUCCCAAUUCUGGAGUUGAAGUUGGGAAAUUUCCAGUCAAAAAUCUGGACUGGAACAUCAUUGGAAUCUCUGUGCAAGUUCCUUCUGGCCCAGCGAAGAAAGCAGAUCUAAACAACGAUUACAAGUUGGUUUUGGAACUGGUCAUCGCUUGCCUCGAGUGUGGAAGUGGAGGUCAUGCCGAUGACAUCACCCAGGAGAGAGCCUUCAUCAUCAACUCUCUCAUUACCAAAACUAAGGUAAACUGGGCUGCACACUUUUUCAAAUCCAUUUCAAAACAUCUAGGAAAGCACAAUCAGAAGUAUCUCUGUCAAGGUCUGUAUAUUGGACAUAUUUUGGAAUCUAUGGGCGCUGCAGUUAAAGGGAAAAAGUAUGAAGCCAGAUACUGGCUAUACUACUUAUCCUCCAAAGAAAACAGAGCUAGCGCUAGUGCCACUGCAGAAGAAAGCUCAUCAGACAAUGUUCCACUCAUCAAUUUCGCAAAGACUACCAAGAGAAAGCAUGUAGUGUCUCCCUCUCCCAGUGCUGAAGCACCACAGAAUCUUGCUCCAAUAAAUCUUGAAGAAGAAGAAGAAUCCUCUGACCAAGGAGAACUUCAAAGGAAGAAGAAGAGCAAGAUCAACUCUCUAUCAACAUCUGGAAAUGUCAAUCCAGAUGAGUUGAAGGAGAAGGAACCUGCUGAGGAAACCUCUGCUCAAAACCGGAGCCCUCAACUACUUGAAGAAGAAAUUCCUCAAGUCCAAAGCCUUCCAACCUCAUCACCUCAACCUCAAAGAGAUGAUGCAGAUAACCAAUUCUGGCAGCUCUACUAUGGUUGGAAAGCCUGGAAAGUUGGAAAUUCAGCAGAGCAACUGUUAAAUUGGGAACAACAACUGAAGAAUGAGAAGAUCAUCAAAAAGAAUCCUGAAGACUUGCAUCUGGAAUACCUGGCCAACACACCAGUUUCAGACUUUGAAGCAGAUGAUGAAGAUCAUGCAGUCUUCAAGUCAGUCUUCUCAAAAGACACAGAAGAUCAAGUGGUUUUCACUUCUGAAGCACAAGGUGUUUUGGAAGCAGCAACUGAAGAUUUCCAAACACUUCCGGAAACCUCACAUGUUUCUGAAAUGGUUCUAACUGAAGUUGUAGAAGAGAAGGCAACCUCACCCCCACAAGAACAGAACCAGGAAACAGCAGAAGAAGAAGAAUUUCAGCCACUAAUCCAAUCUCAAGUUUUGGAGAUUCUCACCACUCCUUGUGAGAUCUCCAAUCCUGCUGAAAUUGAGAUCCCGGAAAAGUCAGCAGAAAUUCCAGAACAGUCAGCUCUUCCAGAAACAAUGGAGCAAGCUGUUGAAGCACAAAGGAAUUCAGGAGAAGCUGAAAAGGAAACUCAAAUGGCAGAACUAGAGGUCUCUCAAACUCCAGUAGCCAUUUUUGAAGAAGAGAAUAUAGCUGAAGAAAGAGACUCCCUCUCUAGGGAUAUAUCAAAUUUUGCGCUUGAAGCAGAAGGAGAGUCUGAAAGAACACUGAACGUUACUGAUGAAGAAGAUGUACAAGAAGAUGCUAAAUCUCUUCCUAUUCAACUCUUCCAAAGAACACCACCAUCUCAUCAGGUAACCAAUUUUCAUUUCCACAGCUCUUCCACCCCUACUCUUCCGGAUGAGAUACCGGAAAUCUGGACAAAGAAGGUCCAAGGGCUGAUUGAAUCAGCCCUAGCAUCUCAACAUGCCUCCUUUAGGCAAGAGAUAGAGCAAAUGGAAGUCAGGCACACCCAGCUGAUAGAGAAAUCUGAAGGAAAACACAGCGCAGAUCUCAAAGAAAUAAGCAAAUCAGUGCACAAGACUCUGGAGAUUAUCUCUCUAUUGAGUGAAACUGUGAGCAACACAAUGGAAAUAUAUGCCUCUGACAGUCAACUUCAACUCAAAGAGAUCAACAAAGUCAAAGAGCAAAUAGCGAGUGUCACAGUUUGUCUCCAAAAACAGAUGUCCCUUCUCCAAAUGGACAUCAGAUCAGCCCUAGCAGUAGCUUCUGCAAAUCAGGUAGUGACCAAAGACUACUUGAAGGUGAUCAUUGACAAUCAAAAGGAAGCAUACAAGCUGUUCAGACUUAUUGGCGCAAAUUCUGGAAACCGCAAGAUGGAAGUAAUUCUCCAACAACACAGUCCAUC
This is a messenger RNA of Cuscuta campestris, 3511 nucleotides long. The record is from the annotation of a GenBank genome assembly. Lineage: Eukaryota; Viridiplantae; Streptophyta; Magnoliopsida; Solanales; Convolvulaceae.